This is a messenger RNA of Zophobas morio, 1231 nucleotides long. Its product is annotated as alpha-1,6-mannosyl-glycoprotein 2-beta-N-acetylglucosaminyltransferase-like. Lineage: Eukaryota; Metazoa; Arthropoda; Insecta; Coleoptera; Tenebrionidae. Gene Ontology annotation, molecular function: alpha-1,6-mannosylglycoprotein 2-beta-N-acetylglucosaminyltransferase activity. The transcript has 5 exons. Bases 1 to 1179 code for a protein of 392 amino acids. The record is from RefSeq and is a predicted model, not a curated record. Gene Ontology annotation, biological process: oligosaccharide biosynthetic process; protein N-linked glycosylation. Gene Ontology annotation, cellular component: Golgi stack; Golgi membrane.
AUGACUUUAAAACGUGUGGUUGUGGUGGUCCUUGCGCUUUAUCUGUCCGUGGUGGUUGUGAUAGUCUUCAGAAUUUCAUCAAGUGAUGAUGAUAAUCAUCGGAACUACAGUGUUGUGGAAGUUGAAACGACCACAGGGUUGUACAUUCCGGAAAAUGUGGAAGAACUGAUUGCGAAAGCGAAUAGUGAACAACGAAUCUACAAUGAAAAUUUGUACGGAGAUACGAUUGAGUUGGUUGUUGUUGUGCAAGUUCACAGGCGUCCACUAUACUUACAACAACUGAUCAACAGUCUCGAAAACACCCCCUCAAUUAACAAAACUCUUUUAAUUUUUUCGCACGACUGGGUUGACCCAAACAUCACCCACAUCGUUCAAAGCGUCAAAUUUGCCAAAGUUUUACAAAUUUUUUACCCAUUUUCACUCCAAACUCACCCGGAGGACUUUCCAGGACCCGACGUCAACGACUGUGUGACCGAAGACGAAAAACUGGUGCCCGAGUGCCCAAAUUUCGACUUCCGGGACACUUACGGGAAGUUCAGGAACGCCUCCGUGGCACAAAUCAAGCACCACUGGUGGUGGAAAGCCAACUUUGUUUUCAAAGAAGUGAAAAUCCUCAACGAUUACACGGGUUUGGUUUUGUUUGUCGAGGAGGAUCAUUACUUGGCGCCUGAUUUUAUUCACUGUUUGAGCUUGAUGAGAAAAACUUGUAGGUAUUAUUGUCCCAACUGUUGGUUUUUGUCACUGGGUGUACGCAAUAGAGUCAACUUUGGGUUAUAUUCUGACUGGGUUGGUAUUCAAAACACUGUUGAGAAUUCGGGUUUGGCUUUUAAUCGAACUAUUUGGAACGAGGUUUCCAAAUAUCGGGAAGAUUUCUGCCAGUUCGAUGACUAUAAUUGGGACUGGUCGUUGAAGAACGUGUUUCGAAAUGUUCCUGGGGAAACGAGUUCGAUGGUGAUGGUGGCGUCCAGGGUGUACCAUGUAGGGUCAUGUGGGACGCACUCUGAUGGUGAAAUCUGUGAUCCGACGGAACUAAUCCAGGAUUUUAAAAACCGCCAGACGAAUUUAUUUCCAGACUCGUUCUACGUUACGUUUGACAACAACCAAGAAAUUGUUGAUAGAAGUCGACCGAAUGGGGGUUGGGGGGACCCUAGAGACCACGAAUUAUGCAUGAAAAUGUGAAAUUACGUACUCAGUUUUUUAUUUUUAAAAAUUAUAAAACUAACAAUUUUUA